GAAUAAAUACGAUAUCCAGUACUGUAUCGCAAUGUACAUGAAGUGCUCAGCUUUACGUGCAUUACGGCAAUAUCGCUAGCAUCACUUAAGCUUAAAGCAACCAUAAAAGUAAUAAUGGCUCCUUCACCGGUGGGUAUUGAGAUAAGCAAGGGGAAAAGGAAAUGGAAGGUGGGAGAGAUUCUUGGCCACGGGGCCUGUGCAACCGUCUGUUCCCUCGGCAAGAUUGAAAAUGGCACUUGCACGGAAACAAAUUUUGCCGUGAAACUUGCCCCUCUGCCUGUAAAAAAGACGAAGAAGGGAAACUCCCCGCAAGAGAUGAAUGCAAAGCUAUUGUACUACGAGCAAAUGAUUUACACCACUCAAUUUCGAGGUCUACAGGGCAAACUUAUUCCCAACGUGCCGAAUCUGUCAAAUUCGAGAGAUCCCCCAAUCUAUGGAGACGAAAGUGGUAAGUUUCACGUUCUGAACCAUUGCUUUCUGCGCAAGUCUCUAUUUGCAUCUCAAAUUUCCAAUUCGUGUGGCAUUACGCCAUGAUACAGGAUAUAGAUUCUUUACUCUGGAGAGGAUGGACACAACCAUUUCUGCCGUUGUUCCAUCUCUACUUAUGAGCAAAUCAUCUUCGAAAACUAUCAACGUUGGUCCACUUGCAGUGAAAAUGUUGGAGUGCAUCAAGGCCGUUCACGAAACAAAAAAUGUGAUCAGAGAUGUGAAAACCGAAAACUUUAUGCUCACUCUCGAUAAAGGAGCAACCGGUUCAACCCCUGAAGAGAAGUUAGCAUCUCGUAUUCGACUUAUCGAUUUGGCCAUCGCUACUCAGUGGACAACAAUGUACUGUGAGACAGACGAGGGCGGCGAUUUAAUUGGAACUCCUCUUUAUUCAUCUCUUAACGUUCACUCUGGAAAGAAAACAAGUUUCAGGGAUGAUCUGGAGUCUCUAGGAUAUGUAAUCGCCGAAAUUUUGAUGCAACUGUAUUCUGGGGAUCAAUCAAAGCAGUUGCCCUGGAGUAGUGGAAAAUCGGAUGAGGACAUUGGCUCUAUGAAGCAGUCGCUGGUUGGUGACAAAGAAUCAGAAUUUUAUCGUCAGCUCGGGAAUACGAAAACAACCGAAGUAUUUUUGGAAUAUGUAAGUGUUGUUCGUGGUUACAGUUUUAAGAAACUACCUGACUACGAUGACCUAUCCAGAAUUCUAUCCAAGUUGACAGUUCCAAGAAAAGCAAUGAAUAGCACAACGAAAAAAACGGCAGCAACGAAGCGCACACGAAACAAUAAGUCGCCCACAAACGAGGACUACGUCUCGCCCCCGAAAAUUGCUCGUCGCAGCAACCGGAGAAAAGCUGCAAGCAUGAUAAUUGAAGACGAGGAGGGGUGUCCUAAAAAUGAGAUUGACGAUGAAACUGUUUACGCUGAUGCACACCAAGAACUUCACGAUAUGGACUGGGAACAUUGUGUCGAUGAGAAUGAGUAUCCAGUUGAAGACUCCAAACCCCGAACACGGAGUCGAGCCGGACGUGAUCCAGCUCCUCGACGUGAGCGAACCACUAAAUCAAGCAAAGCUGCAACAAAGAACGUGAUCGACAAUGAUGGCAAAGGAAGAGAAAGAAUGCCUCCACGUGAACUGAAGCGCCGAGGUGUGCGCAUUGUGUGUACUGAGGGCCCUCACAAAGGCUAUAUUUACGAAAUGGAAGCUGGGGUGAACGAAAUCAUUACCAUUGGAUCAAAACCGACAUCUAAAGUCGGAGAACUCUGUUCCCUGAAAAAUGACAAGAAUCUAAAAGGGACUCAUGUUAGACUCGAUCUCGAUAUGAAUCGUAGAUUGAUUGCGGUGAAAGUCACGGAUAAGUCGAAUGGGAAGACUUACGUGAAUCGCGAUGCGGUGAAGAGCACGAAAGCAUUCAUCAACGACGUCAUUACGAUUGGCGAAACAUCCUUGGCAAUUAAGGCUCUAUAGACCUGUUCUCUGCCUAGUGUUGUUUUUGGCACAGAAGAUCACUUAUCGAAAUGAAGAAAUAUGUUGUUCCUGGAGGUGAAACAGACUUAUCUUUCACUGACAUUGUGUUUGUCGGAAGGAAUAAUGUCAAAAGGUGUUUUGCGCCCGUACAUGAACACAUUGGGGGACUGUUGAGAUAUAUGAACAGCUUUAAAAUCACCAACGAGAUUUCCUCUGAAUACUAUUGUAAGCUUCUCGGAUUAACCAAACGCCAUUAU
Molecule: messenger RNA, 2205 nt
Organism: Pseudo-nitzschia multistriata
Lineage: Eukaryota; Bacillariophyta; Bacillariophyceae; Bacillariales; Bacillariaceae
Source: the annotation of a GenBank genome assembly